AUGCCAGGUACAUUCCUACCAUCGGUGCCUCGCUGGGUCCCUGCCCCCGGGACAAAGGCAGACUUGGAGUAUGCCGACUUACCGAUUAUCGACUUCGCCAAGCUGGCGACCCCCGGUGGCAGCGCAAUGUUGGCACAGCAAGUGCACGACGCAAUGACCACCUCCGGUUUCUUCUACGUGAUCAAUCAUGGUCAUACACAAGCAAAGACAGACAGGAUGUUCGACAUCGGGGAUGUCGCAUUCAGUCAGGUAUCAGACCAGGAGAAGAAGGCCUACGAAGGCAACGUCAAAGAAUUAGGGACGUACCAAGGCUACAAGCUACGCCAAUAUUGGCAUAUCGAUGCAGGUGUGAAGGAUCAGAUCGAACACUACAAUAUCAACCGAGACGUGACCAAGAGGGAACACCCAGAGGCUCUGCGUCCGUUCCUACCUGAAAUUUCUGAGUUCACGCGAUUCUGUCACUUCCAGAUUUUGCACCCUGUUCUUCGCCUCCUCGCCAUUCGUCUUGAGUUGCCAGAGGACACGUUCGUCAACCAAUUCCAGUUUGAUGCCGAGGGCGAUACCUGGGUCGAAGACGAAGAAAAGACCAGGAACGUCUGGCUCAAGGGCCACACAGACUACACUGGCAUUACCAUCCUGUGGAGUCAACCGGUUGCCGCCCUGCAAAUCAUGUCUCCGGACGGCAAAUGGCGCUGGGCCAAGCACAUCGACAACGCUGUAAUCAUUAAUGCUGGCGAGGCCCUGGAAUUCCUCUCUGGCGGGUACUACAAAGCGACUAUCCACCGUGUUGUCCAACCGCCGGAAGACCAGCAGGGCUACCCCCGCCUGAGUCUACUCUACUUCGUCACGCCCGAUGACGACGUUCUCCUCGUUCCGCAUGCCGAGAGCCCCGUCCUUCAGAGGGUCGGAAUCAAGCGGCGCUUCGAAGAUGCAGACGCACCGACUUCAGAGCAGUGGCGCAAGGGCAGGUCUAGUCGGUUCGGUAAGGUGCAGCACGAGAAGAGGGCCGACGGGCACGAGCAAGACGUCGUCCAUGGUAUCGUUGUCAAGCACUACAACUGAGAGACCAUCGGGAGUGUCGCCGUACGUGUCUGAAUUCGCGGUUGUGCAGCAAUUUCGAUGCCAGUGUAUAGUAGUGGAAGCGCGAUUGAUGCAGCCUUCUUGAACCGUUCUUCGCACACGCAGAACCAAAGUCCGGUCAAGGCCGGAAUUGACCCGUCGCGAAGGCCUGGAAUCCGCUCUCCAGAGGAUGACCGGCGACGAGUGAACAUUCGAGGGGUGUCUGCGGACUGACAUGCCACGGUGAUCAAUGUCAUAGGACUCUCGCGAGAGCGCGAUGUUUCGAACUCAUCGAGACACGGCAUUUGGGAC
Rhodofomes roseus is the source of this 1371-nucleotide messenger RNA. Its product is annotated as Clavaminate synthase-like protein. Gene Ontology annotation, molecular function: dioxygenase activity. Lineage: Eukaryota; Fungi; Basidiomycota; Agaricomycetes; Polyporales; Fomitopsidaceae. The coding region runs from base 1 to 1062 and encodes 353 amino acids. The transcript has 9 exons. The record is from RefSeq and is a predicted model, not a curated record.